Molecule: messenger RNA, 549 nt
Organism: Mesorhabditis spiculigera
Lineage: Eukaryota; Metazoa; Nematoda; Chromadorea; Rhabditida; Rhabditidae
Source: the annotation of a GenBank genome assembly
AUGUUUGAGGCGUUGAAGGAGGUGCUCGGAGAGAUCAACACCAAGCUCACGCAGGUGAAUGAUGAGCUGAACUCGCGGAUGGCUACCGAAAACGGAGGUACCGGGCGGCCCGCGCCGCAGGCCCAGUACUGCGGGCCGUACAAGCUCGAGAAGACACUCGGCAAGGGGCAGACGGGUUUGGUCAAAACGGGAACGCACUGCAUCUCGGGGCGCAAAGUGGCCAUCAAGAUUGUGAACAAGGAGAAGCUCAGCGAGUCGGUGUUGCAGAAGCACGUCUCCGGUGGCGAGCUAUUCGACUAUCUGGUCCGAAAGGGACGGCUCAUGUCAAAGGAAGCGCGGAAAUUCUUCCGCCAAAUCAUUUCGGCCCUCGAUUUUUGCCAUGCCCAUAAUAUUUGUCAUCGCGACUUGAAGCCGGAAAAUUUGCUGCUGGAUGAGCGGAAUAAUAUCAAGGUCGCCGACUUCGGAAUGGCCUCCCUCCAAGUCGAAGGCUCCAUGCUGGAGACAAGCUGCGGUUCCCCGCAUUAUGCUUGUCCGGAAGUUAUUCGGGUA